GAAUGCCAGUUGAGUGACCUGGGCCGAUGGAUCGGAAUCGGAUCAGCCACACAUUUCCAAGCCGAAGGGAGGAGAGCAGAGAGCGCCAACCAACCAGGCUCGUUCUUCUUCUUCUUCUUCUUCUUCAACGGUAGAGGCAGAGGCAGAGGAGCGGCGGCUGGACCUGGAGAGCCGCCAUGGCACGCCUGCUCCUCUCCCUCUCCGUCCCAGUCUCCGCUAGCAUUGUGCUGCCGUCGUCGUCGAGUACUAGUACUAGUACCGCACGGGCACGGCGCCGAGGGAGAGGCCGCGUGGCUGUGCCCGCCACCUCCACCGCCACCGCCACCCAAGGACAAGAAGCACCGGCGUUUGACCCCGCGGCGGCGCCACCGUUCGGGCUGGCCGACAUCCGCGCCGCCAUCCCCAAGCACUGCUGGGUGAAGGACCCCUGGCGCUCCAUGGGCUACGUCCUGCGCGACGUCGUCCUGGUGCUGGGGCUCGCCGCCGCCGCCGCGCGCCUCGACAGCUGGCUCGUGUGGCCGCUCUACUGGGCGGCGCAGGGCACCAUGUUCUGGGCGCUCUUCGUGCUGGGACACGACUGUGGGCACGGCAGCUUCUCCAACAACUCCAACCUCAACAGUGUGGUCGGCCACAUCCUGCACUCCUCCAUCCUGGUGCCAUACCACGGCUGGCGGAUUAGCCACAGGACACACCACCAGAACCACGGCCACGUCGACAAGGACGAGUCAUGGCAUCCCCUCCCCGAGCGGCUUUACAAGAGCCUGGACAGCGUCGUCCUGAUGCUGCGCUUCAGGCUUCCCUUCCCCAUGCUCGCCUACCCAUUCUACCUGGCCAACAGGAGCCCCGGCAAGUCAGGCUCCCACUUCCACCCGGCCAGCGACCUCUUCCAGCCCAGCGAGAGCAACGACGUGCUCACCUCCACGGCGUGCUGGCUCGCCAUGGCUGCCCUCCUAGCUGCGCUCACCUUCCUCAUGGGCCCUCUGCAGAUGCUCAAGCUCUACUUCGUACCCUAUUGGGGUUUUGUCAUGUGGCUCGACUUUGUUACCUACCUGCACCAUCACGGCCACAAUGACAAGCUUCCAUGGUACCGAGGAAAGGAAUGGACCUAUCUUCGGGGUGGCCUGACGACGCUCGACCGGGACUACGGAUGGAUCAACAACAUCCACCAUGACAUUGGGACUCAUGUCAUCCACCAUCUCUUCCCGCAGAUCCCACAUUACCAUCUCAUAGAGGCAACAGAGGCAGCCAAGCCGGUGCUGGGAAAGUACUACAGAGAGCCGCAAAAGUCUGGUCCUCUCCCCUUUCAUCUACUUGGUGAUCUGGUUCGGAGUUUGAGACGUGACCACUAUGUCAGCGACACAGGGGAUGUGGUCUACUACCAAACUGACCCAAAACUCCAUUAGCUGCUCCAUUCAACCGAGGGAGGCUGGGAGUUAUGCGAAUCGCAAGGAUCAGAGGCUGCUAGAGACAUCAAUGAGGCAACACACUGCAUUUAAUAUAAUAAGAAUAAGUCAACUCAUUCUUUGGGCAAAACAAAGCUACAAUACAAUUUCCAAGCAGGGAAGAGCAAUGCCAGUUCCCUCUAAAAAGUAGACAAACUAUGAUGCACCAUUGCUUUACUAUCUGAUAGAUCUCAGGGCUCGUUAGAAGAUUGGCACAUACUUAGGGUCUGUUCGUUUGAGGUAGUUUGACACCAGGAAUUGUUCCGGUUAAUGAAAGCUUAUGUAAAUUUGAGUAACGAUUUCAUCCGGAUUUUUUCCUGGCGACCAUUCCGGAGGAAGCGAACGGGCCCUUAGCUGGUACUAUUGCAAGAAAGCAAUGCCAGUACCUUCACUCACUGCUGUCCUCAGAUAUGCGGUACAUUAUUUGACAAUACAAGUGGUAGUCAUGCUCACUACCUGCGCCUUAGAUCUCUCUGCAAAAGGAAAACAAAAGAAAAAACUUUAAGAUGGAGACAUGGAGCUUUUCCUGACAAAUCAUGUGUUGCUGCUUGAAGAUGAUGGUGUGUUUAUUUUAAAGGGAACAUUCUGACAAAAUAAAUAAAUGCAUGGAGGUUCAUAUACUGCAAUGUAUUAAGCUAUUACGGAUUGUAUCGUGUCACCAACCAAACAGAACAGAAUUAUUUA
Messenger RNA from Sorghum bicolor (sorghum), 2126 nucleotides. RefSeq names its product temperature-sensitive sn-2 acyl-lipid omega-3 desaturase (ferredoxin), chloroplastic. The record is from RefSeq and is a predicted model, not a curated record. The transcript has 5 exons. NCBI's taxonomy places the organism in Eukaryota, Viridiplantae, Streptophyta, Magnoliopsida, Poales, Poaceae. Gene Ontology annotation, molecular function: oxidoreductase activity, acting on paired donors, with oxidation of a pair of donors resulting in the reduction of molecular oxygen to two molecules of water. Bases 177 to 1403 code for a protein of 408 amino acids. Gene Ontology annotation, biological process: lipid metabolic process.